CUUAAAUGUUUUCGCAGCUCGUCACGGCGGCAAAGGGCUUAUUUACUCGACCGGACACCGACUUGAAGAGCACGUUUCUCAAAUCCCGUGACAGCGAAUCGAACAGCGUUAGCGCCGAUCUGACGCCGAAAAUGGUCACAGCCACUAGACGCCGGAAAUUUACCGCCGAGCAGUCCGCGGAGCCUGAAGUUAAGGGUGGUGCUGCUGCUCGCUCGAUCGAAACCAACGGCAAGCGCAAAUCCGAGCAACAGCCCGUCAAUUCGGAAGCCAACUCUCAAAAAUCAAACAAUAAGAACAACAAGCGGAGAAAGCGGGAUAACUUGGAGGCCGUGCAGGAACCGGAGGACGAUAUGGCUACGGCUACUAGCAACAAAAAGUCGAAGGUGAUGGAGGACGAUAGUGAGGUUGAAGAGGAGACGACGCCGGUCGCUGUUGUCCCCAAGGCGAAGAAGAAGCAUUUCCGAUUCGAUAGCGAGGAACCUGAAGUGCCGCAGUUGGAGGAGGAGGUUGCGGAGACGCCGCAGGGUGUGGACGAGGACGAGGAGGAUAGCAGCGAUGAUGAUGAGGCUCCUGAGACUGUCGAUAACUCCGCGCAAUUGUCGAAGAUGCGGAUGGAGGCGAAGAGACAGGAAAGGGCCAAGCAAAUAGAAGAGCAAUUGAAGCGAGAAAAGAGGAAACAACUGGACGGUAUGCGCAAACUGCAGGCGAAGUCCGCCAACAAGAAACGAGAGGCCGAGGAUCAGCUGUCAGAAAGCACCGAAACCCUUCAGGGUACCACGACCGAAAGUGCCCGGAGGUCUGCGCUCCCUGCUCUCCUGCCCGAUGAUAUCCUGGAUGCGGCCCCCGACGUGCGGCCUCCGACCCCUCCCGCUGAAGAAAUCGGCAUUGUGCGACCCAAGCCCACCAAAUUGAGAUUUUUGGACAAGAAAGAGAAAGCCCCGAAGGACUUGCAGAUGGGCGACGUCACUAUCCGUGUGCUGGAUGGAGAUGUAUCACGGAAGAAGUCGAAGACGACGCUUCCGCCCAAGUCCGCCAAGGUCAGUCAAAAUGCGAGACAAGCUUGGCUGAAUGGAGCUCGCAGUACGGCCAGGGUGAACGGGUUGAGACGAGCGGCUGGCGGUUCCUCGAGUUUUGUGCGCAAAUAGCAGGUCUUUGGCGCGCUUAACUCCGUCUCGUAGUAGAGGUUGUAAUGAUGACAAAAGUAUAUCCUAUGUUCAUUUUCCUGUCCAUAUGUCGGUGACUUCACUUCUGAUCUCUGGCGAUCACCUUGGGCGCUUUAUGUUCCUAGCAUAGUCCAGCUGGGAAUGAAAGUAUCGGAAUCAUGC
Messenger RNA from Aspergillus homomorphus CBS 101889, 1325 nucleotides. RefSeq lists its product as uncharacterized. Gene Ontology annotation, molecular function: snoRNA binding. The record is from RefSeq and is a predicted model, not a curated record. Lineage: Eukaryota; Fungi; Ascomycota; Eurotiomycetes; Eurotiales; Aspergillaceae. The coding region runs from base 6 to 1145 and encodes 379 amino acids. The transcript has 2 exons. Gene Ontology annotation, biological process: rRNA processing.